This is a messenger RNA of Cajanus cajan (pigeon pea), 1991 nucleotides long. Its product is annotated as receptor-like cytoplasmic kinase 176. The record is from RefSeq and is a predicted model, not a curated record. Gene Ontology annotation, biological process: protein phosphorylation. Lineage: Eukaryota; Viridiplantae; Streptophyta; Magnoliopsida; Fabales; Fabaceae. Gene Ontology annotation, molecular function: protein kinase activity; ATP binding.
GAGUUUGAUAUCCGCAUUUAUUUUCCACCUAACUUGUCUUUUUGUAUUGUGAGAGGAAUAAAUUAGCUAAUAAAUACUCAUGUUCGUUUGUUUUGGGUGUUAGUGCAAAAAGACAGAGUAGAUAGAAAAAGUAAAGUCAAACCAGCUAAUUCUCUGAAUAGUCAAGUAGCUCCAUUAACAAAGUGAACGAAGUUCAACUUUCUUCGUGUACUUUUUCUACUUUAUGAUUCUUCUAUUCCUAACCAAAAUGAUUUUAUGUUGAAAAGUUUCUGAAUUUUCCGCUACUCAAUGCGCAAUCACUAGCAUCAGCCAAAAGGCGUAGUGUGUUAUCUUUCUCCUGUUUGGAUAUUUGCUUUUGCUUUUGCAUUUGAGGUUGAAAACUUUGUCUUACUCUUCGAUUGUCGAGUUUGUUUGUUUGCAUAACCCGCAUCCUUUUAGUCUUGAGGUGCAUUUUGUUGAUGGGUGCUUGUUGGAGCAGUAGGAUUAAGGCUGUGAGUCCUUCCAAUACAGGGUUCACUUCAAGAAGUGUGAGCAGAGAUGGCUAUGACAUCCACUCAGGUAGCAGGAACUCAUCAGCCUCCAUGCCCAUGACCCCUCGGAGUGAGGGAGAGAUCUUACAAUCUUCCAAUAUGAAAAGCUACAGCUACAAUGAGCUAAAAACGGCCACAAAAAACUUCUGCCUAGACAGUGUCUUAGGAGAGGGUGGAUUUGGUUCAGUUUUUAAGGGCUGGAUUGAUGAACAUUCGCUUGCUGUUACCAGGCCAGGAACUGGCAUGGUUGUUGCUGUGAAGAGACUUAACCAAGAGGGGUUCCAGGGUCACAAGGAAUGGUUGGCUGAAAUAAACUAUCUUGGACAACUGCAGCAUCCUAAUCUUGUCAAGUUGAUAGGAUACUGCUUAGAGGAUCAGCACCGGCUUCUAGUUUAUGAAUAUAUGCCUAAAGGCAGUGUGGAGAAUCAUCUGUUCAGGAGAGGAUCUCAUUUUCAGCAGCUUUCUUGGACUCUACGAUUGAAAAUAGCCCUUGGGGCUGCAAGGGGUCUUGCUUUUCUCCAUAGCACGGAAACUAAAGUCAUAUACCGUGACUUUAAGACCUCCAAUAUCCUGCUUGAUACUAACUAUAAUGCCAAACUUUCUGAUUUUGGGCUGGCCAGAGAUGGACCAACUGGUGAUAAGAGCCAUGUUUCUACAAGGGUCAUGGGAACCCAUGGUUAUGCAGCACCAGAGUAUCUAGCAACAGGUCACCUAACUGCCAAGAGUGAUGUCUAUAGUUUUGGAGUAGUUCUUUUGGAAAUGUUAUCAGGAAGACGUGCCAUAGACAAGAACCGGCCCUCAGGAGAACAAUGCCUAGUUGAAUGGGCAAAACCUUACCUCUCUAACAAGCGUAGAGUUUUUCGUGUAAUGGAUAGUCGUCUUGAAGGGCAGUAUUCCCUCACACAAGCUCAGAGGGCAGCCAGCCUUUCUUUUCGAUGUCUUUCUGUAGAGCCUAAAUACAGGCCAAAUAUGGAUGAGGUGGUGAGAGCAUUGGAGCAGCUACUUGAAUCAAAUCAUCAGCUGAAAAAUGGUGAUCAUAAAAUGCGUAGAGCAAGUGGUGAUGGUCUUGGCCAUCUCAAUGGACUCACUCCAUCUACUAGCAAAGGAGGUGCAGAUUCUCCCAAAAUGUUUGCUUAUCCAAGGCCUUCUGCUUCUCUUCUCUAUGCUUAAGUGGAGGAAUUUUGUGAUGAGGGGAGUGUUACUGUUUUGCAAGUGCAUGCUUGAAGUUCUUAGGUGUGUCAUGAACCAUAUUUAUCAAGAAAUGUAUAGUUUCUUUUCUUUUUUCUUGUUUUGUUUUGACCUACAUUUUGUCAUUGUAAUCCUGGUUGUUAGCAUAGAGCCAUCUAAUCUUGAAAGGGGCGAAUUUCUAAUCAUCCGCUAGGUGAUGUUUUCUUAUGCACAAAAUGUUUGCAGCGUAGCUUGUGCAGAUGAUGCUCUAUAUUGUCUUUCUUUACACUGAAA